AUUUCCAGCCCUAACAAAGAAGCCGGCUGAAAAAACCAAAGUACAAAGAGAUAAAUCAAUAUUAAUAUAAGUAAUGGCCAAUCAAAAUUUAAAAACUGAGUCAAUGGACAAAAUUGAUCUGACUCACUGUCUUUUGGCAGACCUGGCCAGUCUUUGCCUCAGUGAAUCCUACGCGGAUGUGGAAUUUGUCGUCGAAGGGCAGAAAUUGCCGGCGCAUCGCGUUGUUCUGGCAGUACGCAGUGAAUAUUUCCGGGCCUUGCUUUAUGGAGGAAUGUCGGAGUCGACACAACGUCAAAUACAAUUGGAUGUGCGUCUAGAUCUCUUCAAGCUGCUAAUGGAGUAUAUAUAUACGGGUAAUUUGUCGAUCGCCACACUGAAGGAGGAUGUUCUUAUCGAAGUACUGGGCAUAGCAGAUCAAUACGGAUUCCAGGAUCUGUUGUCGGCCAUUUCCAAAUACUUAUCGCAAUCCCUGACAAUGGAAAAUGUUACCGUACUUUUGAAUGCAGCCCGUUUAACUAACGUAGAGGACUUGACCCAAGCUUGUCUCUCAUUUAUGGAUAGCAUUGCAUCGAAUCUUUUACAACAUGACUCAUUGAAAUUACUCUCGAUGGAAUCUUUGGAGAUGGUUCUGCUGAGAGACACCUUCUAUGCCCCAGAGAGGGAAAUAUUCCAGGGCGUCUUAAAGUGGAUCCGAUGUAAUCAAGCUGUAAAUACUGAAUCGCUUUGGGAGGCAGUUCGUCUUUCGUUAAUGGGGAUCGACGAUUUGAUGGAACUGGUGCGCCCCAUGGGAAUUGUGGAUUGCAAUAAAAUAAAUGAUGCCAUCGCACAAAUUAAUUCAAGAAACUUGCCAUAUCGAUCGCACCUGAUAUUCGAUAAGAAUGUGGCAACGGCUGAAUACUCUGCACAAUGCAUUGCAGGUUGGAACUCGUUUAACUUGCUCAAUGGAGAUGUAACCAGCUAUGAGUGGACCACGGGCUUUACGGCUCAUACCAUAGGAAGUAAUGAUGACGGGAUUUUAGUUGAACUAGGCGACAUAUAUAACAUCAAUCACAUACGUCUAUUGCUGUGGGAUAGGGACCAUAGGAUAUACUCCUAUUUCAUCGAGAUCUCUGCCGAUAAAGUGAAUUGGAAACGUGUCAUUGACUACAGCGAAUACCAUUGUGGGUCUUGGCAGUUUUUAUAUUUUGAGGCUUGUCCCGUUCGCUUUAUACGAACAGUAGGAACAUAUAAUAAUAACCAUACGGAUUUGCAUCUGGUCAGUUUGGAGGCCAUGCAUGCAAGGGAUGUACCAAAGCUUAUUAACCAUGUUGUGGCACCCGUUAAUAAUGUGGCAACCGUUUCAAUGCAUGCCCAUGUCAGAAUAGAAAGUUACAGGAAUUAUAGCAAUUUUGUUAGUGAUUUUAAUGUUCUCAUAAAUGGAAAUUGUGUGGAUUACGAUGAAAGUUCAGGAUAUAUUUCUAACCAAGUGGGUCCCCGCCAAGUGGGAAUUAUAGUCCGUUUAAGGCAACCCUAUCAUGUGGGAUCCAUUCGUUUACUAUUGUGGGAUCGUGAUAAUCGGCAUUACAGCUUCUAUAUUGAGACCUCGACGAAUUAUGUAGACUGGAUGAUGGCAGUGGACAAACGAAAUAAGGAAGUGCGAUCCUGGCAAAAUUUUUACUUCACUCCCCGUCCUGUGGUCUACAUUCGUUUAGUGGGCACACGGAGUAGGGCAAAUGAUGAGAUUCGCUUAGUGCAUUUGGAGUGCCCCAGUCAGGAAUCUGUCGUUUCUACUUUACAAUAAAAGCAUAAACUUUUUGACUUUCAAAUGAUAAAGUGACCAAUUGUUUCCGAACAUUAAUUUUAAAUUAAGUUUGGUGUUUCAAGAAUUAUAAUUUUAAGAUUAACCUAAUAAACCUAACAAUUUGUAACUUUAA
Messenger RNA from Drosophila willistoni, 1913 nucleotides. RefSeq names its product BTB/POZ domain-containing protein 9. The record is from RefSeq and is a predicted model, not a curated record. NCBI's taxonomy places the organism in Eukaryota, Metazoa, Arthropoda, Insecta, Diptera, Drosophilidae. The transcript has a single exon. Bases 74 to 1780 code for a protein of 568 amino acids. Gene Ontology annotation, biological process: modulation of chemical synaptic transmission; circadian behavior; adult locomotory behavior. Gene Ontology annotation, molecular function: protein binding.